Aaosphaeria arxii CBS 175.79 is the source of this 1967-nucleotide messenger RNA. RefSeq lists its product as uncharacterized. NCBI's taxonomy places the organism in Eukaryota, Fungi, Ascomycota, Dothideomycetes, Pleosporales. The record is from RefSeq and is a predicted model, not a curated record. Bases 246 to 1847 code for a protein of 533 amino acids. The transcript is spliced from 2 exons.
UCAUCAAUAUCCCUUUGAUCCCCUUGAUCCUUUUGUUCCCUUUGAUCCCCUUGAUCCCUUUGAUUAUCUCAUUCCACCCCUCUUCCGUGAAUACUUCGCUUUUUCAUCCAAACGUACACUUGAAUCGCGACGAGAAAUAUGUUGGUAAACCAGGCUCUACCUUAAUUCAGGAACACCAGGACACUGGAACUCCACCUCCAACCAGACUCACCGCGACUUCAUUCCAAAGACUCCAAACUACGCCAAUGGAGGCGCCGCAGCCACCAAGUUUAAGCUCCAAGGAGCCUACAUAUGUCAGCCUCUCAACGCACACAUCGCUUGAUUCGUCUACUACACCAUUACCAAUUCGUAAGACAAGGUCAUCUCUGCGUCUGCAACUGCGGGAAUUGCCAGCAAGCUCUAGGCAGCCUUUGUCUGACAUCACGUCAAUGCAUACGAUACCAGAUGCGCCGGCGACAUGGCCGCCUUUUCACAAUACCAAGUCGUGUAGAUGUUCAUAUUCACGGCAAUUACCAGGUCUAAGCUUGAGAGAAUCUUCACAUGCCAUACCCUCAAUGAAUGCGUCGCCAGAUGCAUCUGCCAACACCCAAAAUCGAGAGACAGAAAGCCCAGAUCACCGCUCCGCAAGCGUACCUUUGCCCUCAAGUCGACGUAGUGUUUCAUUAGAGACCCGCGGUGAAAUACGCACUACCGACAACAAACCUGAUCCACUCUUCUACUUUCGUGUCAUUUGGCGCUAUAUCAUAGUCCCAUUGUUGAAAUAUCUACUCACCACCGUCGGAUAUGUGGGCUACUGGAUGCAACCUUAUCUUGCGUUGGGACUCGCCAUGGUUAUCUUGUGGUUUGCUCUAUCAUAUGCAGCCUUCACAAUGCAAACCACUAUGUCCGCUACUUUGGCUCCCUUAUGCAACUUGCCCGGAUCAUCAUAUCUGUCGAUGUGUGCCCAUACUUCUACUACACCUACCGCAUCGCAGGCGGCUCCCUUUGACGACCUUAUGGCAGUUCAAGGCACCCUCGCAGAUGUUUUAUCCUCAGCAAAGGACACCUCGAUGCUCCCAUCUACGAUGAAGGAGUCAGAACUCGGUUUUCGCCAAGUCAGAUCCAUCGUACGUCACACGCAACUGCCUUCAAGACCUGGACUCAUCAAUGAACUCGACAAUUUCAUCGAAACGGCCAGACAAGCUUCGCAGGAUCUGACCGUAUAUAAUUCUAAGCUCACCCACCUAGUGAACAGGGUGAUCCGUCUGAACAAGUCAACCCGUGAAACACUUGAGGGUAUCGCGGAGAAGGAAGUGAACACCAGCUCUUUGGAACGGUUGCUGGACUCUAUCAAUCCUUGGAAACUCUGGAUUGCUCCCAUUCCAGACAGUCAACAGUUGAUAUUCCAAAGAUACGUAACCCAUAUAUCCUUAGUCAAGCCGUACUUUACCGACCCAAUCAAGCGAGGUGAAUCCCUUCUUGCUGCACUAAACUCUAUGGAGGACAAAUUAGAUGAUAUCGCCAACAUUGCAGUAGAGGAUGAUGUCAAGAUAACCACAGACCGUGAGAUAUUGCUCUCGCAACUCUGGACAAAACUAGGAGGUCACCAAGUAAAACGAAAACCGCAGGAAGGACAUCUCAAUAUUCUUUCGCAAUUGAUGCAUCAAAAACGCCUCGCAGCGAGCCAUGUCGGCACAACUUUGUUAAAGCUCAACACCAUCGUAGCAGAAUUAGGAAAGCUACAAGAGACAGCCAACGCCACAGGACUGGUUCCAUGGGAUGAUAGUAGGCCUUGGACACUCCAUUUCGCCGAUAUUGAAGAUCAAAUCGAGCAAUUUACAGAUUUCGCGCGGACAGAAAGUCCAUAGCCAGUCUUCUCAACUUCACCAAGAGAGAGACAUUCGUAUCUCAUUGUAGCAUUGUCACAUCACCACAGGAAUUCCAUCUCAGCAAUGCAAACUUGUUACGAAUGAAGUUGGAUAGUUAUG